UAUACCAGCAGUAAUGAAAGCGCCCUCACCAGAUGAAGAGGUGCUUCUGCUAGCACAGCGAUAUUUAAUAGUAGCUUUAUUUGAUAACACGCUAAACAUCAGCACUUGUCAAAAGUCAAAUUAGAUACCUUAUUUUUGGCAUUAAAUCAUUGUAAUUAAAUUAAGCAUCACAAAUAAUAUGUUUAUUGAAGGAAUUUAAUCAUCAGUUUCUGUUUUUCUUUUUUUUUUUAUUUUUAUAAACCAUUGUGGAUUUUCUGUUAUUAAUAAAAAGUUAUGAGUGCAUUGAGUUUAUUUAUUCUACAGAUGGUGAUUACACCAUUUGCUGUAUCUCAAUUUUCGGAAUCUAGUUAUUCGAACUCAUUUGGAUAUGAUGCUUCAUCAUCAUGUAGCAAGCCGUUUACAAGAAAUUCAAAAGUAUAUUUUGAAAAACUUCCAUGUGAUUUUCAAAGUCAAAAUUGGUGUACCGUAGCUGGAAAAUAUUACCCAUGGCAUGCUGUUAAACGAUUUGUCCAAGAAAAUCAAGGCUUAAUGAGACGGAUGUAUGGCGAUGAAAAACAUAUUAUUGUUCUGAAAAGUGAACUAGAAAAAAAUGAUAUUGACUUUGAAUUUGAUGAUCGAUAUCAAAAACACUUUAAUAGCCCUCGCGGCUUUUUACAUGACAAUGAUUACAAUCACGAAGAAAAUGAUCAUAAAAUUCCUAGAUAUAAAAAUCAAGAAACUAAAUUUAUGGAGAAACUACCGAAGUUUCGUGAUUUCACAAAAUUGCAUCCGCAAUUUACCGUAACACCCACCUAUACGUCUACUAAAACAGUUUCAUCGAAGGAAAACCUUUUUAAUAUAAGUUCAAAUCUUUCAACUAAAUUAUUUAAAGCUACAGUUAUGGAUAAAUCAACUGAAGAGUUACAAAAAAAUGACUCAAUUAAAACCAAUGAAAAUAAAAAAAAUGUAAAUUCAAAUGCAACAGUAUUAUUAUCAGAUUUAGCUCGAGUUCAAAAUUCUAGUGUGCAUGGAACCUCAGAUCUUUCGUCAACAACAGAAAAUAAUUUAUUAAAUUUAACAACAAUCAACCCGUUCAGUACAGAAGCGACGGAAAAAACAACUUCGGAUCCUGAAAGCUUCCCUCAUACUUCAACGACAAAAAGUGAUCAAAUUGUUCCGAUUACUGAGAGGAAUGAUAAAGACGAAAUGUUAACAAAUGAACAAAAUCAGCAAUCGUUCAAACCACAUCCAGAUCAUAAUUUAUCGGAAAAUAAGCCUAAUAAUCCGAAUAUAGAAGGUCAAUUAUUUCAGGAUGCAACAAAAGAACAAACUGAACGUCCAGUUCUCAAACUUCGAGGAAUAAAUGCAUGUCCAGUGAAAGAAGAAGUUGUUGCACCAUUUUGGGCAAAUAAUACACGUGGAGAAGUUUUAGCUCUUUUAAAUUUAUAUCCUUUCGAGCAAUAUGUUCAUUGGGAAAAAUGCACGCAUGAAAAAAAACAGAUGUAUUGCAGAGAAGGAUGCCGAUGUGAACAACAAUACAGACUUCAUCGUCUUCUGGCUUAUGAUCCAAACAAUGAAUGUCGAGGAAUUUUCAGCGACUGGUUCAAGUUUCCGAGCUGUUGCGUUUGCCGUUGUUAUGAUUUGCCAAUUGAAUUUCGUGUAACUUCUCGCUCGCCUCGUGCACAAAGACAAAAAUUAAAUCUACGGAAAUCAAUGGAUUUAAUUUAAUAAUUAAUAAUUGUUAAAUUAAAGUUAACUUUAUUAUUCCCAGUAUUAACUGCAGGCCCAUACCCCGAGACUUGAUGUGGGAACUAAAGAGUUAAAACUAAAUAUUAAUGAUAGUAUUUUUACAAGGCUAGUGAUUCGAAUAAUUCUUUUUAUAUAUUAUUAUUUAUUACUAUGAUAUUAUAAAUAACUUUAUUGUUAAUUUUAAUUCUUAUGCUCAUUUAUCAUUAUAGAUAAUAAAUAUUUUUAAUAACUUUUAAAACUUAAUAAUUAAAUUAUAUAUAUAAGAGAAAUCAGAACAAGAAAUAAAUUAUUAUACGUUAAUUGUUAAUAAAUUAAUUAUUUAAAAUAAUUAAUGCCAUACUUAUUCCACACAUGGAUAUUUUUUACAGAAGAAAAAAAGUUUUCUUGCAAUCAUCGUGAUACAAAUUUCUGACUAUCGUAAUAAUUUUUAACUAUUAAACAUAAUUUUAGACAAGAAAGAAAAGUAGAACAUUCCAACCGCAUAUGCGAUUGUCUAUACCCGAGCCAAAAGUGAAGAUGACAAACUCGCGGGUUGGGGCAUUCCACAUUUAUCUGUGGUGCUUAUACUAUUCUCCACUAGAUCUGGACUUAAAAAAUUAGAUUUGAGCAUAUGAUCAAGUGCAGAUCUGGUGAAAAAUCGUAUGUUUACCUUGCAGAAAAUAUAGAACUUCCCGAUUCGCGAAUUUGCAACCCUCGUCUUCGACUCGAACGAAUUGCACACGAAUUAGAAUUUCAUACUUUCCUCAGCUUCACAUACAUGCAAUCACUUAGUAACAGCAAAAUAUAAGCUUAUUAUAUUUGAAGCAUGCUAUUAUUGUAAAAGAAAUUAUUAUAAUUUAUCUACUUAAAUCAACGUUUAAUGACUUAUUUAAAAUUUCACAAGCAUUCAAAUACAUAACUAUAGUUAUUAGGGUAAGAUUCGUUUUAAAUUAACAUUUUUCUUUCACUCCCACAUCAAAAUAUUGAUGUAUAGGAUAAAUACACCAAUAGAUGGACAAAUAUUAUUUUAAUUACCGAUUAUAUAAAAUUUAAGAAUGAAAAUGUAACAUAAUAAAUUUUUUUAUAGCUAUAAAUAUUUUUGAUGAUAUAAAAUAAUUAUUUUUAUUUGACAUGACGUUUUACUCAAAGAGCGCCACCACUACUAAGCAUGUGAUAGAUAACCGGUAAACUGUAUUUGCGCUAUAAAUAAAAUAAAUAAAUAAAAAAAAGGUAUCUAUAGUACGAUGACGUUCGUAUUUCAUUAACAAUUUAAGAAAAUUUGCCGUCCAUCUAUUGAAGACAAAUUUCUAACUUUAACCCAGUAGAUGAACAUUGGAUUUAUCUGGUAAAUUUUCAAUUUUUUUUUAUAAUAUUUAAGUGAACGGAUCCUAAAUGGCGAAGAGAAAGAAAUGAAGGUGUUAAAACCCAAGAAAAAAUAAAAAUACGAAAAAAAAGAUGAAAUUAAGAAACAGAAUAAUAAACAAGAACAUAAAAAAAAGAAGAUUAAAUGAAGAAAGGAUACAAUUGAAGAAACCCUCGCAGAUUUGAAUCACGGUGGAAACACCGUAGAAGUGUAAACACCAUGGAUCCACCGUGGUUACACGGUGGGUUUGUUCCAUUUCACCA
Messenger RNA from Microplitis mediator, 3333 nucleotides. It is a transcript of the gene spz4, whose product is annotated as protein spaetzle 4. Gene Ontology annotation, cellular component: extracellular region. The transcript has 6 exons. The coding region runs from base 274 to 1707 and encodes 477 amino acids. Gene Ontology annotation, molecular function: Toll binding; growth factor activity. The record is from RefSeq and is a predicted model, not a curated record. Gene Ontology annotation, biological process: regulation of Toll signaling pathway; innate immune response; central nervous system formation. NCBI's taxonomy places the organism in Eukaryota, Metazoa, Arthropoda, Insecta, Hymenoptera, Braconidae.